GUUGCUGUUCGUUCAUGGAUGGCCCGGCCACUUCCUCGAACCUGUGAAGCUCCUCCCUCUACUCACCGCGUCCUCGUCGGACCACCCCAGCUUCCACGUCGUCUCGCUCGGAUUACCUGGCUACGGGUUCUCGGAGGCACCGAAGAAGAAGGGGUUCAGGAUGGCGCAGUACGCAGAGGUCGGAAACAAGCUGAUGCUGGCCUUGGGUUACGACGAGUACGUUACGCAAGGUGGCGACUGGGGCUACGGCGUGAGUCCCCAGGUAUAAUCCAUGUGUUUUUUCGUCGACCAUCGACCUUCUCAGGUUACCCGGAUGAUAGCUCUGAAUUAUGGAGGCAAGCACUCCAAAGCCUGGCACACCAACUUUCCGAGCGGCGAUCCUCCGGCCUUCACGAAAAACCCCGUCACCUACGUCCAACACCUGCUCACACCCUAUACGGAUUCGGACAAGAGACGCUUGAAACGCAUGAACGAAUUCGUGAGAGUCGGAUGUGGCUAUUCAGCACAGCAGGAGACGCAGCCCCAGACGCUCGGGUACAGCCUCGCAGAUUCCCCGGCAGGCCUGCUCGCCUGGAUCUACGAAAAGCUCCAUCGCUGGACGGACGACUAUCCUUGGAAGGACGACGAAAUCUUGGACUGGGUGUCCAUCUAUUGGUUCUCCCGCGCCGGACCCGCGGCCUCGAUCCGUAUAUACUACGAGGUCACCCAAGGCGGAGACGACGAAUUGCUCCGCCAGACUCCGACCAUCCCCAUGGGCCAGUCGUACUUCCCCAAGGAGCUCGACAGCUCGCCGAAACUGUGGGCUCGCACCGCGGGUAACGUCGUGUUCGAGUCGGAGUGGCCGUCCGGCGGACAUUUUGCGGCGCACGAGCAGCCGGAGGCGCUCGCGACGGAUUUGAGGAACAUGUUCGGGAAGGGCGGGAAGGCGUACGGCGUCGUGUCUGGAAAGGAUGGGUAUUGAACCAACAACUUGUGACGCCUUCAUCGUCAGAACUCAGAAACAAACUAUCGAAGUAACGCGCCCACGUGACAACUAUCAUAUACAGC
Messenger RNA from Punctularia strigosozonata HHB-11173 SS5, 1047 nucleotides. RefSeq names its product alpha/beta-hydrolase. The transcript is spliced from 8 exons. Gene Ontology annotation, biological process: epoxide metabolic process. The coding region runs from base 272 to 961 and encodes 229 amino acids. Gene Ontology annotation, molecular function: epoxide hydrolase activity. Lineage: Eukaryota; Fungi; Basidiomycota; Agaricomycetes; Corticiales; Punctulariaceae. The record is from RefSeq and is a predicted model, not a curated record.